AGUGACUAGCUCCCGCGGCUAGCGGCACUGUCCACCGACGAGCGGCGCCCUCUUCUCCCCCUUCUCCCCACGAUUUCCUUCUCUGCGGCGGCACGCCGUCCAGCAGCCUGCUUCGCCCCGUCGUCAACUUUGAGCUGGAGGAGAAGCAACUUUGGCAGUGGCCGCGGGGUUGGAAUCCCGCUUCUCCUCGGCAGCAGUAGGCUCGCAAGUCGCUGGGGUUAGGUGGGGCAAGAGUUUCGCCGGCGCAUCAGCGCUGCUUCGGACUGUUUGCAACGUGUUUCCAGCGAGCUGGGAGCGGGGUUGUGACUGCGAGUCGUCUGGGGGAGGGGGACUUGUUUUUCUUUUCCUCUAGAGACCUCGGCUUGCAACUGGAUCAAACGCUGUCGAAAGGAUGUAAAUAGGCAGAGCAACUGUUACCAAGAAGGCCACCACCCCCACCCAAAGGCAGUGAGGAGUGUGGGGCUUCGUCUGGGCUCCCCCGAGUCUCAACAGUAAUCAACAGUCAGGUGUUGAUUGCAACUUUUCAAGGUCAGCCACCGGGAGUAGCCUAUUCCCUCUAGGAACCUUGGAGGGCAUACCUUGCUGGGACUCAACUUGGCUGAGAAAUGCACAAGAUGCCAAAGGAGGAAGGAUUAUAGGGGGCGUGUGUGUGACCCCCAAGACCGAUCUUCCGCUAUCACCCUAAUCUCCGGUUCCCCGCUACCCGGGCGGGGGUGAGUAUGUGACAUGUGCCUAACUCUCAGCAGCAACUUCGGCAGCAGGUGUCGAUCCUAACUAAGCAGGAGCUGCGGCUGCCGGGUGUGCCCUCACCAAGCCAUGCGAGCCCCGGGCGCGCUUCUCGCCCGCAUGUCGCGGCUACUGCUUCUGCUACUGCUCAAGGUGUCUGCCUCUUCUGCCCUCGGGGUCGCCCCUGCGUCCAGAAACGAAACUUGUCUGGGGGAGAGCUGUGCACCUACAGUGAUCCAGCGCCGCGGCAGGGACGCCUGGGGACCGGGAAAUUCUGCAAGAGACGUUCUGCGAGCCCGAGCACCCAGGGAGGAGCAGGGGGCAGCGUUUCUUGCGGGACCCUCCUGGGACCUGCCGGCGGCCCCGGGCCGUGACCCGGCUGCAGGCAGAGGGGCGGAGGCGUCGGCAGCCGGACCCCCGGGACCUCCAACCAGGCCACCUGGCCCCUGGAGGUGGAAAGGUGCUCGGGGUCAGGAGCCUUCUGAAACUUUGGGGAGAGGGAACCCCACGGCCCUCCAGCUCUUCCUUCAGAUCUCAGAGGAGGAAGAGAAGGGUCCCAGAGGCGCUGGCAUUUCCGGGCGUAGCCAGGAGCAGAGUGUGAAGACAGUCCCCGGAGCCAGCGAUCUUUUUUACUGGCCAAGGAGAGCCGGGAAACUCCAGGGUUCCCACCACAAGCCCCUGUCCAAGACGGCCAAUGGACUGGCGGGGCACGAAGGGUGGACAAUUGCACUCCCGGGCCGGGCGCUGGCCCAGAAUGGAUCCUUGGGUGAAGGAAUCCAUGAGCCUGGGGGUCCCCGCCGGGGAAACAGCACGAACCGGCGUGUGAGACUGAAGAACCCCUUCUACCCGCUGACCCAGGAGUCCUAUGGAGCCUACGCGGUCAUGUGUCUGUCCGUGGUGAUCUUCGGGACCGGCAUCAUUGGCAACCUGGCGGUGAUGUGCAUCGUGUGCCACAACUACUACAUGCGGAGCAUCUCCAACUCCCUCUUGGCCAACCUGGCCUUCUGGGACUUUCUCAUCAUCUUCUUCUGCCUUCCGCUGGUCAUCUUCCACGAGCUGACCAAGAAGUGGCUGCUGGAGGACUUCUCCUGCAAGAUCGUGCCCUAUAUAGAGGUCGCUUCUCUGGGAGUCACCACUUUCACCUUAUGUGCUCUGUGCAUAGACCGCUUCCGUGCUGCCACCAACGUACAGAUGUACUACGAAAUGAUCGAAAACUGUUCCUCAACAACUGCCAAACUUGCUGUUAUAUGGGUGGGAGCUCUAUUGUUAGCACUUCCAGAAGUUGUUCUCCGCCAGCUGAGCAAGGAGGAUUUGGGGUUUAGUGGCCGAGCUCCGGCAGAAAGGUGCAUUAUUAAGAUCUCUCCUGAUUUACCAGACACCAUCUAUGUUCUAGCCCUCACCUACGACAGUGCGAGACUGUGGUGGUAUUUUGGCUGUUACUUUUGUUUGCCCACGCUUUUCACCAUCACCUGCUCUCUAGUGACUGCGAGGAAAAUCCGCAAAGCAGAGAAAGCCUGUACCCGAGGGAAUAAACGGCAGAUUCAACUAGAGAGUCAGAUGAACUGUACAGUAGUGGCACUGACCAUUUUAUAUGGAUUUUGCAUUAUUCCUGAAAAUAUCUGCAACAUUGUUACUGCCUACAUGGCUACAGGGGUUUCACAGCAGACAAUGGACCUCCUUAAUAUCAUCAGCCAGUUCCUUUUGUUCUUUAAGUCCUGUGUCACCCCAGUCCUCCUUUUCUGUCUCUGCAAACCCUUCAGUCGGGCCUUCAUGGAGUGCUGCUGCUGUUGCUGUGAGGAAUGCAUUCAGAAGUCUUCAACGGUGACCAGUGAUGACAAUGACAACGAGUACACCACGGAACUCGAACUCUCGCCUUUCAGUACCAUACGCCGUGAAAUGUCCACUUUUGCUUCUGUCGGAACUCAUUGCUGAAGGACAGUACUUGGUUGGGUCAGAUUUAUUUGUUUGAUUUUCAUAUCCCGUGAAAGUUUUUAAUUCAUAUUUUUCCUUAUAGGGAAAAAUGCAAAAAAGAAACAAUAAAGAAAGAAAUAUUAACUACUGUAGAACUGAUUUUACAAAUUAAUAUUUGUGCUUUGAAAAAAAGUUUCUAUUUAGUUAUUUAAGAAGAAUGAGAAGGCCAAUAGUUUUAGAUUAUUUUAUCUGGUAUGGUGCUAAUAUUUUAUUUGAAAAAAGUUACUGCAACUUAACUUAAAAUUGCUAACGUUUUUUCUUCUUUUAAAAAUACAAUUAUUGUAUAUUGAUUAUAGCAAUGUGAUUUUGUAGGUUAUUUUAUAUUUGAGUUGUGAUUGAAAGUAUGUUGUAUAUGGUAUUGUGAGAUGAUUUGUACUUGGAAGCAUUCACAAAGUAGCACCAAAUAAAUUACACUUUAUUCUUUAAUGUCAUUGUCAAUCUACUUUUAACCAAUAUUCAAUAAAUCUUCUAAUUGCCUUAAAGAUACAAUUACUGGUUCUAUGCACAAUUUAAAACCGGCCUUACUGUUUUAUAACGUAUUUUCUUUUAAGGCAGGUAAUCAUUAUGUUAUAAAGAAGUUUUUCUAAUAGCAGUAUUUUAUAUGCAUGAUUCAUAAAACUAUGUUGUAUGUUAAAACAAAGCUGUAUUUUUAAUAUUCAGGUAUAGAUGUCAAAUUACUUCUGAAUACUUAUAAAAUAUGAAUAAAUAGCAGAGUAGGAAGAAAGUUUCUUUUUUAAAAAAUUCACCUCUGAACUAGCACAUAGAGCUACAGAUUUUCCCUUGGGGAAUUAUGGGCAGAAUCAAGAAUUUUAAAAUGCAGUUGUCAUCUGAUUUCCUCUGAACACUGACCUUUGAAGCUUUGUGAAUCCUACGUAAAGCACUCUGAGUUCUAAUUUUUCUCCUUUUGAAAAAUAAACUUGAUGAAAUCUAUACAACUUAAUUUCUUUAAGUGCAAUGAAAGUAUAGGAGUGGAAUAAUAAAAUAUUUAUAUAUUUUUAUUAGAACAUUCUACCUUUAACUUGAUACUUCAUAAACUCUGAAUAAAAAAACCUAACCUCCUCCAUUGGGAAUAUUUGAAUCCCCUCUUUUGCCUCUUCUGGAGUUUAAAAUGCAGCAGUUGUGUAGGAUGCUUGCUGUGUGGGACACAUGUCUAACUCAGGUGGCAGAGACCAUGACCUAGUGACACAGUGAUAUUUAAAAGCUACCAAAGAAGAUGUGUAGUUGGAUGUCUUUGUCUUCAGAAAAAUCUUGUUAUAGAGAACCCAGUUUUCUUGCUGGGAAAACGUAGUUUCUGCUUGUUGAUUUCUGUUCUACUCGGCAUAAGUAAGUCAGUAUUCCUUUUUCCAAAUUAUAACAUGAUGUUAUUUAAAAAUCAUUAAAGAGAUUGGUGCAGGUGAAACUUAAAUGGCAGUGCCCAGGCUAUCUCCUUUUUCCCAGUCCAAUACUUUUCAAAGGGGUUUUUCCCUCCAUUGUGUGUAUUCUGUGGGAUCUGCAGGAGAAUUCAAACAAGGUGCCCUUGUCUUCUUGUAGAUCCCUGUAAUAGGUCUUUGGAAAAUUUCUCAAGAGGACACCUGAGCUAGGUUUUGGCUGCUGAGCAGAACAGCAACUGUGAUUCCAUAGUGUCUCUCCUGAUAUUUAGUCACUUUAUAAAUCAAGGAACAAUUGAGCAUGUCAUGUGGAAAAGAUUCUAUCCUAUUACCUGAGUAACUAAAGGUAAAUAGGUCACAGCCUCAGACCUUACAGAAUCAGGCAGGGAUGACAUGGAUGGGAAGGAAUAAAAUAAAUACAUAGACAACUAUGAUAUAAGCUGGGGCUUGUUAGGUGCCUCAGGAAGAUGUGAAGUUCUGCGAUACUUUGGAAUAGAGGGAAUGCUUAUAGGGUUAGAAGAGAGCAUGAAAGGCUUUAUGAGAUAACUGGAUGAGUGGGCUUUUAGAAGGAGCUGAUGAAAGAUGGUGUGAGGAGUGGACACUUCAGGAGGAGAGAGCUAAUUUAUAAAGGAAUAGAAGAAGAAAUCAGUGGGUGUGAUUGAAGAAUAAACAGCCCAGUUUGACUUCUGUGCUACGUGUGCAUAGCAGCCUUGUGGGAAAUAUUAAAGAAAAUAUGCACCAAGGCCAUCUAAUAAUAGGACCAUGUUUUGAAAGAUGUUUACAUGGUGGUGCUUCAGGAAAUGGGGCUUUGCUUUUAAGGUUUUUGAGUAUGGAGAAAUAGUAUCCCAGCUCUGCAAUAGGAAGAUCAACUUGCAAACAGUUUAAAUAGGCUGGUAGGGGACAGUCUGAUCAUGAAAAAGCAACUAGGAAGCUAUUAUAAGAGAUUGAACCACAAUGGAGGCAGCAGGAACUUAAAUUUCUUUUUUCAUUUAUACUUGCCUUUCAACUUUUUGUAGUUGCAACAUGUACUUUCUUAUUGAAUCCUACCUCUGUCAAAGUGGAAACUUUGAUAACUCAAAUUGUCCCAAGUAUAAAGUGAUUUCAAAGUUUUCUCAUAGUCGUCUUGUGUUUUUCACAAAAACCAAUUUCUAUAAUAUACUUUUAAAAAAUUGUUAAUCAUUUCUGUUCAACAUUUCUUCAGUCUGGAUCUUAUCCAAUGUCUUACGCUCCUCGU
Messenger RNA from Homo sapiens (human), 5298 nucleotides. It is a transcript of the gene GPR37, whose product is annotated as G protein-coupled receptor 37. The transcript has 2 exons. Gene Ontology annotation, cellular component: plasma membrane; synapse; endoplasmic reticulum membrane. Gene Ontology annotation, biological process: adenylate cyclase-inhibiting G protein-coupled receptor signaling pathway; G protein-coupled receptor signaling pathway; dendrite development. Lineage: Eukaryota; Metazoa; Chordata; Mammalia; Primates; Hominidae. The coding region runs from base 817 to 2658 and encodes 613 amino acids. Gene Ontology annotation, molecular function: G protein-coupled peptide receptor activity; prosaposin receptor activity; PDZ domain binding. The record is from RefSeq and is marked reviewed.